GAGAACGGGCAGAGCAGGAAACACGCAUCACGCGGAGCAGUUUACAUCGGGUUAACUCGUAAAUCUUCGUACGCACAGCGAGAGAGACCCGCGCGCGCUGCUGAAGUUUAUGAAUGAAAAACUUCCGAAACCGACAAGACAUGGAAGUUUUCUAACGGUUUCCUCAACGAUUUUGGACUUUUUGUUUGGUUCAGCUGGUUUAAACGUAACUCUUCUAUUUUUCCCCACUAGUUUUUAUAACAACAGCCGUGUUGCGAUAGAGAUAUUCGGCUUUGCGAUUUGUUGUGAUUCGUUGCAUCGUGGGAAAUCUUUUAUUCGCGUUUCGCUUGAAUGGACGUUUUCUUCUCGGCUUGUUUUGGAAUAAUGCUUUACAAAGCUAAAUAACCCCCACAAGAAAAAGAACACAUUCACACAAGUCGGUGCUCAGUGUAAAAUCCAGAUAAUAUCAAAGGUAGCUCUAUGCUGCUGGUGUUGAUGAUCCAGUGCUGCCCACAGCUGUGUGAAUGAGCUGUCUCGGCCCACACUCCUUGCCCAGCUUCAGUAACAUGGCUUCUCUCAGGAUGGUGAUGUCAUGGCGUAUACUUCUCCUGUGGGUUAUUCUCGCUCAGAUCCCCUGGGCCCACUCACGUCCUGCUGUGACUGACCAAGGUCAUGCAGUAGCAUCUUCAGAGGAUGAAGAUGACGAUGAGUCAUCAUCGGAAGAAAACAAGCCCUCAAGCAGCCAGGAGCUCUUACCAAUGGCACCCCACUGGGCCCAACCUGAAAAAAUGGAAAAAAAGCUUCAUGCCGUACCAGCCAGCAAAACAGUCAAAUUCCGUUGUCAAGCUGAGGGAAAUCCGACCCCUAAACUCCGCUGGCUCAAGAAUGGGAAAGAGUUCAAAAGGGACCAGCGCAUCGGGGGCUACAAGCUGCGUGAACACAUGUGGACUAUAAUCAUGGAGUCAGUGGUGCCCUCAGACAAGGGCAACUAUACCUGCCUGGUGGAGAAUGACUACGGAAGCAUCAAUCACACCUAUCAGCUGGAUGUAGUGGAGCGAUCUCCACACAGACCCAUCCUGUACGCUGGUCUCCCUGCAAACCGGACAGCUGUCGUCGGUAGUGACGUAGAGUUUGUAUGUAAGGUGUUCAGCGAUCCCCAGCCUCAUAUCCAGUGGCUCAAACACAUGGUGGUGAACGGAAGCCAACUCGGACCUGAUGGACUACCUUACGUACGCAUUCUCAAGACCGCUGGCCUAAACACCACCGACAAGGAGAUGGAGGUGCUCCAGUUGAGGAAUGUGUCCUUUGAGGAUGCUGGGGAGUACACUUGCCUGGCGGGCAAUUCUAUCGGGGUCUCCUAUCAGUCAGCAUGGUUGACCGUUGUCAAAGCGCCCACGAAUCCAUCUGCAGUGCCCAGUCAGUCCUACCUGGAGGUGUUAAUCUACUGCGUUGGAUUCUUCCUCAUCUUCCUCAUGGUGGGAAUCACCACCAUCUUCAAAGUUCGCAGCUCCUACAAGAAGAGCGACUUCAACAGCCAGCUGGCCGUCCAUAAGCUGGCUAAAAGUAUUCCUCUCCGCAGACAGGUGUCAGUGGAAUCUAGUGCUUCUCUGAACUCUGGUGUGAUGUUGGUCAGACCUUCACGGCUCUCCUCCAGUGGGACCCCAAUGUUGUCAGGAGUCUCAGAGUACGAGCUGCCCCACGACCCGAGCUGGGAGGUGCCCAGAGAUAGGCUAGUUCUUGGAAAACCUCUGGGAGAGGGCUGCUUUGGCCAGGUGGUGAUGGGCGAAGCCAUCGGAGUGGACAAAGACAAGCCCAACCGUGUGACAAAAGUAGCCGUGAAGAUGCUUAAAUCUGAUGCCACCGAGAAGGACCUGUCUGACCUCAUCUCAGAGAUGGAGAUGAUGAAGAUGAUUGGAAAACACAAGAACAUCAUCAACCUGCUCGGAGCUUGUACUCAAGAUGGCGCUCUUUAUGUCAUUGUGGAAUAUGCUUCUAAAGGAAACCUGCGGGAAUUCCUGCGUGCCCGCCGGCCGCAUGGCAUGGAGUACUGUUACAAUCCUGACCAGGUGCACGUGGAGAGUAUGUCCAUCAAAGACUUGGUCUCCUGUGCCUACCAGGUGGCUCGUGGCAUGGAGUACUUGGCAUCCAAAAAAGUAUGUCAAGUUUUGUCAAGCCAUUUCAUGGGGUCUUUUCAGUCACAAUACAUAUUAACAAGGCCUGAGACAAAUACUUACAAAGUGUAUAUUUGUGUACUUUCUCCUCAACAGUGUAUCCACAGAGACUUGGCUGCUCGUAAUGUACUUGUAACAGAGGACAAUGUAAUGAAGAUAGCAGACUUUGGUCUGGCUCGGGACAUUCAUCACAUAGAUUACUACAAAAAGACUACAAAUGGUCGACUGCCUGUGAAAUGGAUGGCACCUGAAGCUUUGUUCGACAGAAUUUACACGCAUCAAAGUGAUGUGUGGUCUUUUGGAGUUCUUCUGUGGGAGAUCUUCACCCUCGGGGGCUCACCUUAUCCUGGAGUGCCUGUGGAAGAGCUCUUCAAGCUACUGCGAGAAGGUCACCGCAUGGACAGACCCUCCGCCUGCACUCAAGAGCUAUACCUGAUGAUGAAAGACUGCUGGAGUGCUGUUCCCACGCAUAGGCCGACAUUUAAACAGCUGGUAGAGGACCUUGAUCGCACCCUGUCCUUGAUAUCCAAUCAGGAAUAUCUGGACCUCUCUGUGCCCCUGGACCCUAUCUACACUCAGGUCAUCCUGAAUGAACGAAGCUCCACCUGCUCAUCCGAACCGGACUCAGUCUUCUUACGAGAGUCUGAACCCGAAGAUCCCUGCAUCCCCCUGUCAGUUCCCUCUCAACACACAAUCCGUUCCUUCAAAAAAUGCUGAUGGCAGAAAGCACACGGACCUCAGUCACAGAGUAUAUCUGUCUCCCUUUCUGCUUCCCUUUACUCGUAAACUCUACAGGCUUAGAGACUAAGAAGUUCAGCCAGGGCCUUUAUAGCACAGAUACACAAGCAGGAAGUGACAUUUCACACCUGUAGACUCUCAAAAUCAAGACUGAUUAGAACUGCACAGGAGCCUUGGGGUGGCCUUCAAUAGAUUGGUGUUUUGUUGAACUUUUACCUCUGUUUGUCCCCGAUGUUCUUCAAAGGCCUUGAUGUUCGAGAAUGAGAUGUUUCAAAAGCAUCAUCGAAGGGUUUUGUUCAGCAGUAAACUCAAUGUGGUGAUUGUGAAGAAAUAAUUGCAAGUGCUACUCAGUCGAGUAUGCUGCCUUUGUUAAGGUGGUUAAAUUGUACAAAUAUGAAAUUAUAUAAACACUAUUGUUUUAUAUACUAUUAUUAUUUUUGUAUGAGCUUGUUCAUUCCCUACUCUGUUUAAAGGUGAAGUGUGUAAUUUCGGAAUUGCGAAAAUAAUGUUUUCAUACAGGUUUCCGGAUUACUCCACCUGCCAUUGGGUGGAUAAAACAGAUGGUCGGGAUACUCAGACAAACAGAGCAAUGUUUGGAAAGUGCCACAUUGUUUAAACUUGGGGGAAUCAACCUACUAAUGUCUUACAUUUAAUGUCAAAAAAUAUAACAUGUCAUCUAUAAGAAACAAUCUGUAACACAGAUUUAUGGGAUAGUUGCUAUGUGUUGAGAUAAGCUACAAAUGAAAUCUGUUACUCAUCGCUUGCUGUUACGGUCAUAAGUUAUGUAUACAGUUUGUCUGGUGUUGUCCUGUUGCACAAUAUUCCGGUAGUGUGAAUGAAUGUUUAUAAAUUGUUUAUAUUGCCUGGUUAUGAUAAAAUUGCUGGAAUACAGUUAUCUGUUUAGUGCCAGAUGGGGGAUUGACAAUCUCUUGGCAUGAUCCACCAGUUGUAGCCCAUUUCACAUCGUUCAGGCCAGUUUCAAAACAAAGUAUGUCUGUAGGUUCUCUGUGCGUCAUUUUCUCCUAGAAUCUAAAAUGACGGUUUAUAUGAUGAGGAAUUUAUAAAAAAAUAAAAUAAAAAAAUAAAAUAAAAAUUAUUAGGAACUUUUGGAAGAGAAAAGACAUAAAUUAGUUCUCUAAUAGAAUUUAAAUGCUUGUGUGAUUGUUUUACUAUGUUAUGAUGUGAAUUUCGAGGCAGUGGCCAUGCACUUAUAUUCCGGCUACCUAUGAGCUGACUGAUAUUGCCAUUCCUGUGGGAAUAUAAAUAAAAAUGUUAUAUAUAUUAAAAAAAUUAU
Myxocyprinus asiaticus (Chinese sucker) is the source of this 4182-nucleotide messenger RNA. Its product is annotated as fibroblast growth factor receptor 1-A-like. Gene Ontology annotation, biological process: protein phosphorylation; positive regulation of kinase activity; fibroblast growth factor receptor signaling pathway. The transcript is spliced from 16 exons. The coding region runs from base 504 to 2867 and encodes 787 amino acids. Gene Ontology annotation, molecular function: fibroblast growth factor receptor activity; ATP binding; fibroblast growth factor binding. Lineage: Eukaryota; Metazoa; Chordata; Actinopteri; Cypriniformes; Catostomidae. The record is from RefSeq and is a predicted model, not a curated record. Gene Ontology annotation, cellular component: signaling receptor complex; membrane.